AUGCAACACGAAGUAAAACGAGUACACCUCAAUGAAUCGCAAAAGCAUCAAAAAUAUCUCAAAGACGAACCCAAGACCAACCAUUAUCGUGAUUUAACAUCCUACAUUUUCCAAUUACGUGAAUUACAAACAUACAACGACGAAAGUUUUAAUGCUACAACAAGCUUACUUCAAUUAAACCCUGAAUUCUAUACUAUAUGGAACUAUCGUCGAGAAAUCAUUGAAAAUGCCUAUGCAUCAAAGUCCUCCGAAUUGGUGCAAAUUUUAAACGAUGAAUUGAAAUUUGUGAUGUCUCAAUUACGCAAGUUCCCCAAAGUGUAUUGGAUUUGGAAUCAUCGAAGAUGGUGUUUGUUCAAAUUGGUUGAUUUGAAUCAAGUGAAUUGGGAUUUUGAAUUCAAAACAGUAGGCAAAAUGUUGGAAUUGGAUAAACGAAAUUUUCAUGGAUGGCAAUAUCGAAGGUUUGUAGUUGAGAAUUUAGAAUUGGAGAAAUUGAAAAACAAUAACGACAAGGCUAUGGAAGGGCUCUUGAGGUUAAAUCUUGAUGAAUUUGAUUACACUACUGCGAAGAUCCUGAUUGAUUUUCUGAAUUUCUCAGCAUGGCAUAACCGUACUAAGUUAGUACCAAAGAUCUAUGAUCUUAUAACUCAAAAUAUAUCAUUGUCGACAAUUGAUCAUCCAUCUUUGCAUCUUUUCCAAAACCCCUUGACUAUCUUGAACAAUGAUUUAGAAUUGAUCAAAACUGGUAUAUACAUGAGUCCCGAAGAUAAUUCCGUUUGGUCUUAUUUAUACUGGCUUUUAUCUGAUGAACUCUUUGUCAAUGCCAUCAAUGCAGAAGGCAAUUCUAGUGGUGGAGGCAGUAAUAGUCAAGAUUAUAAACAAUUACUUCAGCAACAAAUUGAUUUGAUUCAUGAAAUAAAUGAAUUGGAAAAAGAAGAUACGGGAAAAGAAAAUGUUGGAUGUUUGAAAGCAUUGUUGAUGAUUACUGAGUUGAAGGAGAAAGAAGAUGUGGAUAAAGAUGAAAUGAGGAGCAUUUUGCAGAAAUUGAUCAAACUUGAUGAGUUAAGAAAAGGAAGGUAUGAGGAUAAUCUACGCAGAUACGAAUAG
This is a messenger RNA of Lodderomyces orthopsilosis Co 90-125, 1104 nucleotides long. RefSeq names its product Rab geranylgeranyltransferase (gene BET4). Gene Ontology annotation, molecular function: Rab geranylgeranyltransferase activity. Lineage: Eukaryota; Fungi; Ascomycota; Pichiomycetes; Serinales; Debaryomycetaceae. The transcript is spliced from 2 exons. Bases 1 to 1104 code for a protein of 367 amino acids. Gene Ontology annotation, cellular component: Rab-protein geranylgeranyltransferase complex; cytoplasm. The record is from RefSeq and is a predicted model, not a curated record. Gene Ontology annotation, biological process: protein geranylgeranylation.